UCUCAGUUCUGCAUUCAACAGACCAUUUUUUCUUCAGAACUCCUUUUUGAAACAUGCUCAGGGCUUGUACUAGUACUACCCUGUACAUACUGGUAUGUUAUGCCAAAAUAUUAUAGGUACCCAGUACAUCUGGUAAAAAAGGUACAUCUGGCGAUUAACAAAAAUGAAAAGCAGCAAAUUUUGAGUAUAUUCUGCAAAGUUCUGAUUAAAAAAACAUUAAAUGAUAUAAAUGAAUUUAGAGAUUAUUAAAACUUCAAGGGAAAUACUAGUAAAAGGAAGGAGGUGUUGACUCAUAAAAAAUGAUUUUAAUGUUAGAUUCAUGAGAUUCACUGUGACAGUCAUACAAAUAACUGCUCCACAUUGAAGAAAUUGUCAUCAACAUCAUACCUUCUGAGGUAUCAUACCUUAUCAAUUUUUGAAAAAAAAAAAAAAAAUGAAGGAAGCCUAAUUGAAUUUGGUGAUUAUCAGAAGAAUACAUGUCUUAUCUGAGAUGUACCUAUUUUGGCAAUCUGCAUAUAUUUUUGUAUUGUGAGGCAUUUCUUAUAUUUCCAAGAAAAUGUACAUUCAUCACACCAAUGAAUGUAUGCUGAUCAGUGCACAAUUUUCUUCUUGUUUAUAUUUUCAGAAUUUCUGUCCUUACCUGUUUUUUAUAUCCUUUAGAAAAAAGAGAGUUAUUGUUCCUUAUCUUAAAGCUUAUUAACCGUGUUGGCUAAUUGGAAGUGGGGAAAAGUUGUACAGAUGUAUAAGCAUAAAGUAAGAUGGCCCACAAACUAAAAUAUUUGAAGAUAGUUGGACUUGACAAACCCAAGCUUGCACUUAUAUUCCCUGAAAUAUUUACUACAGGGAUCUUGCAUAACACUUCAGAAAUGAAAUGUUUAUGCCUUUGUAUCCUGGCUAUUAUAUCGGUUGAAAGUGGCUUUUGACUUCCAAAAUCCAAUCAAUUUUGAAUUGGUGGACUUGUAUGUUCUGCUCUGUUAUUGUUUAGUUUAGCCAAAUUCAAAAGGAAAAGCAGUGAUUAAGCAUUGGCCAGUGAUAUAAUAGUCUAAUGUUUGCUCAGCUUUGACCAAUAUGAUUCAAUGAAUAUCAGCUAUAGCUAAUUAAUCAUGUUUAGAGGUAUCCUCUGCAGGGUUUUUGUGCCAAGUCUAAUUCUAUACACAUUCAAUCUUUUCCUACUCACAAAUCAGUGCUUGACCAGUGUCCCUUAUGUUUUGUACUUAUUCUAAUUAAUUUAAUUUGUUCAAAAUUAAUUAUAAUAUUAUUUUAAGAAAGGAAUAUCAACAUCAGGUACUUUAAUUUGAUUAGUUUAUCAUUUUUAAGGUUUGAAUACUUACAGACAGGUAGCUUUGCUAGGUUUUAGACAUUAAAAUGCCUUUAGGGUAUUUUCAAACAAAUAUAGUAUAUUUUUAUUAAUUAAUCAGAGCAUUUUACCCUUGCGCACUGCAACAAUCACCUUGCUAAGCUUAGGUAUUUGCUCACUAGUAAACAACAGUCAUGUAAAAAACAUUCAUUUUGUUUGUUAAGUUAUUCCAUGCAGGAUUUACUUGACAAAUGGUCUACUUGUGAAAUAUGGCUCAGCCCAUCCCUUCACUUGACAUUCAUGUUUUGUAAUGUUAAGAAAACUUCAUUUUAAAUGAAUCAGGGUUCAUUUGGACCUUCAUGUCUUCCUGGAAUUUCAUAAGGAAAUGUCAACAUCAGGUGCUUUUAUUUGAGGGGUUUUACUAUUUUAGAGUCUGAAUUGGGAAAAGUACAUGUUGGAGAAGGGCAUUGCUUCUGAUGUGAGUUUUAUAGUGGGAGAGGAGCAGGAGCCUAUUCCAGCACACAAGUAUAUGCUGGUCAGUAGAAGUUCCGUGUUCUUUACAAUGUUCUAUGGAACACUGGCAGAAAAGCAACCAGAAAUUGUUGUCCCAGAACUAGAUAAGGAAAGCUUUAUGGUUGUACUCAGGUAUAUUUAUUUUGAAGAGUGCAAUAUUACCCCUCUCAAUGUAAUGGCGGUAUUAUAUGCAGCCAAGAAGUACCUCUUAUCAGGACUGAUUCGCCAUUGUCAGGGUUACUUGCAAGAGAGCAUGGACGAUGAAAAUGUCUGCACAAUACUGGAACAAAGUUUGUCAUUUGGAGAGGCUGAUCUCCUAGACAAGUGCCUGCAGUAUAUAGAUAUCAAUACAGAAACAGUGUUGAAGUGUGAGUCAUUUUUACAUAUCAAGCAAGAAACUUUGACCCUUAUUUUAAGUCGAGAUACUCUGCGUAGUCCAGAGUCAGGUGUAUAUGAAGCAUGCUGCCGUUGGGCAGAAUCAGAAUGCAAAAGACAGGAUUUAGAGCUCAUUGGAACUAAUUUUAGAUUGGUACUAGGGAAUUGUUUGUAUCUUAUACGUUUUCCAUUACUAAGUGUACAGUUUUUCAACUCCAAAGUGGUUCAAAAGGGAAUCCUCCGGGAAGAAGAAUCAAAGGAAGUUCUUGAUUAUUUGAUUACUGGCAAUCGAGUUAAUGUCCCUUUUCCAACCAGCAGGAGGUGCUUGCCUAAGCAGGAAAACUCCAAACUGCAGAAAUGUAAACGGUUUAGAAAUUCAGAAUCAGGAUGGGUGGUUAAUGGUAGGGAAACUGAUGCAAUAGUGUUUUGCUGUGAUACAAAUAUAUUGCUCUAUGGGGUUGGUUUAUAUGGGCCUGAAGAAAAAGGCUUGUCCACCGAAUAUAAUGUGAAACUUCAAAUAUCAGAUUUGAAUGGACUUUGUCUUUAUGAUCGACAAGAUAUAUGCAAGGUGAAGAUGAAGAGUGAUAUAUAUCAGUUUGAUAUGGGAAUGGCUGGGGUGGAGUUAGAGGCUAAUGUAUGGUAUAUACUUAGUGUGGUAAUAAACGGAUUACCAACAAGGAAGGGCUAUGAUGGCCUCAAAUUUGUCAAAUCUGGGAAUGCAUCCUUUGAAUUUGCAAGCACUUCAAGAAGUACCAAUUCAACAGAUGUUGAAGAGGGACAAAUUCCUGAGUUGUAUUUUGCAGAACUGCGAGAAAAAGAUGGGUAAAUGAAAUUAUAAAUUAACAAUUACCCCAUCUUGCCUCGAAAUCAGAGAUGAGAGACAGCAAGUUUAAAGUUUUAUUUGCUUCAAGACCCAAGAUGAUCACUAGCAUAGAUGUAAGUUUUUUUUUGGUAUUUAUAACUUAUUAUGUUGUCUUGAUUGAAAUAAUUUUUGCGAUAUAUUAUUAAAUCAUGUUUUUUAUUUUCAACUCUUUCUGUGCCACAUUUCUUUCAUCCACUACAGUUUAAAUUCUGCAAAACAGCAAAGUAGACAUUCUAGAAUUUAGUUGUUGCAGGUCAUAUGAAAAUCAGGAAAUGUCACAUGAUUAAGCUGCCAUAUUGGUGUUGCAUGAAUUUGGACUAGAUUUUCAUAAAUGAAAUGGUCCUGGUGAAGAAAAUGUUACAGUUCUAGUAAAAUCUGAAGCCUUUGUUGAAAAAUACUUCUGGAUAUUUCUGUGUAUCUCAUAACCUGUUGUAUGAUUUUGAUAAUUUGAUUGUUCAUAUUUUAUAUACUGAUUUUUAAUUACAUUUUUAGCAAAUAUUUCAUGUUUUGUAUUUUAUAGUUUAUCUUGGAGUGUGCACUGUGUGUAACAUAUCUUUACAUUUUAUUGUUCAGUUAUUUGAUAGUGUUAUAAGAGUUAUUGUUAAGUAAUAUAUGCACUGAGAUAUACACUUAAUGUUUUUUACUGUUCAACACUGCUGUGCUGUGAUAGAUAAGUGUGCCAUAGAACCUAGCUUUAAGGUUGAACCAUAUCUGAAACCAUUCUAUUUAAAAAUAUGGAUUUAUAAUUGAGCAAAAAAUAAAAAAAACAUCAA
This is a messenger RNA of Lingula anatina, 3820 nucleotides long. Its product is annotated as BTB/POZ domain-containing protein 6. The record is from RefSeq and is a predicted model, not a curated record. Gene Ontology annotation, cellular component: cytosol. NCBI's taxonomy places the organism in Eukaryota, Metazoa, Brachiopoda, Lingulata, Lingulida, Lingulidae. Gene Ontology annotation, biological process: neurogenesis. Gene Ontology annotation, molecular function: protein binding.